This is a messenger RNA of Amoebophrya sp. A120, 1690 nucleotides long. NCBI's taxonomy places the organism in Eukaryota, Dinophyceae, Syndiniales, Amoebophryaceae. The record is from the annotation of a GenBank genome assembly.
ACGAGAGAUCAGCUGGCUGACUUAGUGAGCGGACAAAAACGCAUCGCCGUCAGAGUAGCAAGAGAGCAGAAAGCGUUGCCUUUCCUAUUGCAAAACUGUAUCCUGCUCCUGUGGUCCGCGUUUCACAAAUCUAGUUUCCGUUGGUGUCCAGAUUCUCAAUCGACAGCAGAUUUUAGAAACAAAAUGCUCCUGACGUCCGGCCCCGCGACCGAGGACCGGUUUCUCGUGCAAAGGGCGUUUACCAAGGAAGAAGUGGCGAAACAGGAUCACCUGCUCGUCGUGAACGACAAAAUCUACGAUCUGAAGAGGUAAGGGGGGAAUUUGAGAUCUCAAUGCUACUUCUGAGAUAGAAAUCUCAUUCGAACCUAGUUGCACUUGCAACAUGAUGCGGACGAAAAUGAUAAAUAUUUUUCCAUCCCCUCCCUUCAGGUUCAGCCAGCGAAACGAGGGUGGCGCAGAGGCACUACGAUCCAUGGCAGAGACCGAGGAGAAGGCGGACCGGUAUGUGAUAGGGAGAAUACGCGACGACAAAGCGAGUUCCUCAACGUCCUCUGCAUUCGGUGAAGCAUCCAGAAGUGCAUCAACAAACGAAAACGCCAUGGCACGACCGGCGCAACAUCCCAUGGACACGAUGAACCGGAUAUUUGCCAAGCAACCCUACGACACAAACCAGCACCCGACAGUGGACACGAGGUUUGACCAGGACAGAGGGCAGGUAUGGACAGUUCGUCCUCAUCGUUUUUCUCGACAUCAUCUGCAUGAGCAGCCUGUUUUUCUUUUGCUUAAAGGGUUCUCCGCUGAUUCGGUCUGCAUCUCCACCCAUAUCACUUCCAGGCAACCACGGCAGCGGGUGGCAGACCCGAGGCCAGCCGGCCAGAGGAGAAUCGGAAUGUCUUCACCCCCGGACCACUCCUCUUGACCACGACAGCCGAGGAGCUGCAGUUAGUGGGGAAGGGCGGGAAAGACGACAUUUGCACGCCCAGCACGCAAGCGGCUUCUUCGGUUGCCUUUUCCUCCAUGGCCUCCAUGCCGUCUAUGUCCUUUGCCAACUCACUAGCCGGGGGUUUCGCGUCGAUGCCGUCCCACUGUGGACAGUAGGGUGCGGAUGAGCCUGGCCCUACUUUUUUUUUUGAACGCGAACAGAGGACGGGACGUUUGCAUUCCUUUUAACACUGUUCGAACCACAAACAACUAUUAUCCACAGCAGCACAACUACCUAGUAGAGAGCAUUAAUUAAUUCAGAAAACGCAAGUAAUUUUUCCGUUGUCACAAAUCGAAUGAGCAGCAUAGGCGACUGUCUAUCAUUUUGUCAUAAACCAAUAUCGGCUUGUCUGAAAAUGUUUUAGGCGACCGAAAAUCGCGAGGCUAUCAGCAAUUGGCAGCGUGCAUUGAUGUUUUUUUCGCGAAUCCUCUCAGACAAUGAUAUUUUGCACCAUUUCAUGCUUUUUUGAAGACCUAGCUACAAAGAUUCUUUUUUUGUCCUAUGCAGCCUUUUCCCUGCCCUUACGCAACGCGGAUGACCGAGUAGAGCCAGAAAAAGAAACAUGCGCAAAUAAUGAACAACCAUAAGAUGCAUUGAAUAACGCGAAGCACAUCGGCAUUUCAAUUCUUGCAGCAGCGGGCUUUGGAAUCUUGAAAGGUAGUAUGGAACGAAGUUUUUUGCAACUACGAGAGAUCGUUCAAAAGGUCC